This is a messenger RNA of Ylistrum balloti, 6072 nucleotides long. Its product is annotated as nostrin-like. The coding region runs from base 1229 to 2905 and encodes 558 amino acids. Gene Ontology annotation, cellular component: cytoplasm; plasma membrane. Lineage: Eukaryota; Metazoa; Mollusca; Bivalvia; Pectinida; Pectinidae. The record is from RefSeq and is a predicted model, not a curated record. The transcript is spliced from 16 exons. Gene Ontology annotation, molecular function: protein binding.
AAAGUGCCAAACUUUGUAGAUACAGACCCUUUGUGCCUGAUUGUGCUAUUUAAGAUACAUCACAACAAUGGGAUAAAGUACUCCUAUCUCUGGACAUUAUACAUGCGUAACAGUCGGGCAUUCUGUAUUGUUGUCUGCUAUCAACAUGAACUGGCUACAUGAUAGCCACCAUACUCUGAGCAGCUGUAUGCUAUUUCUUGUCAUUGUGUAUGAACGUGUAUAUGUGCAAUGCCUAAAUUAUAUCGUGAGUGAUGUAUUAUAUGCUGUUACGACAGGCUUGGAUAUUAAUUUAAUGAGAUCAUGAGGGAAAUUUCACGGCUCACAAAUGUUGUUUUCUUUCCUUUUUUGGCAUGUGUGAUGUCAUGGCUAUAUUGUUAUGUGGUAGAUAAAGUAACCAUUUAGUCAAUAUGGUUGUAGUUUGUGCUUGUAACCAAAGCUGUGGUCAGCAUUCACUGGAAAGAGAUUGUGUAUGUGCAAUAGUAAUACUUCGUUAUAAGGAUUUAUAAACAGAAAGACAGCAAACAUAAUUUGAACAAAAUUGUGAAUUUUUUUUAUUGAAAAAAAUAUUACCAGAAGCUAAUACGUUUUUUUUAAAGUGGCUGAUGUUCUUACUGUUCGUAACAUCCUGUGUAAUUGGUUCGCGACGUAAUGUUUAGUAAACUGGAGACUGGAUGCUAUGUAUUGAUUGUGUAUAGAUGUGUAAACUGGAUUACAACAUAUAUGUAGUGUGAUUUAAUCUUUAUCCAGUAAGGGAUCAUCACAGAGGUGUGGAGAGUUCACCAGCCUGGAUUUUAUAAAGGAGCUGUGAAAUUUCAUCAGAUAGAACACAUGGAUUUAUACUAAAGGGGUCAAAAAAGAUCUCAAUAAGAACAAAAAGUAUCAUAUUGUGGACAUUAAUGGGUUUUCAAGUGAAUGCUUGCUUGUGAAUGACCAAAUAGUAGAGAAUUCUUCUGAAUACUAAUUAUAUUAGUGAACACUUCAGGACGAUCACCAGUGGAUCUUUCUUUGAAUAGGAAUGAAGUAGAACCAAGAUGGAUGUUGAUUUUGUAAAUGAUGCUAAUUUGUGAGUGCAUUUUUUCAGUGGAACCAAAUUUGAAUCAUGAAUGAAUCGGGAUAGAAUUGGAUGUUAAAUUUGUGAAUGUCAAAUAGAGGAAGAAAACCUUUGUGGAUUAUUUGUGGAUGAGCAUGUACUAUUUAAAGCCACUACAGAUGAAGGAAUGAAAAAAACAUGUCCUUGAUAACAUCACAUGACCCUCCUGUACAUCGCGAACAUCCAUUCUGUAAAAAUUGUAAAAUUUGUCACCAGGCUCGAUACAACCGAAGAUUCGGCCGUAUGUCCAUGGUCAUCCCAGACACAGUCCAGUGGUGGCUCAACAACUGGACAAUUCCAGGGUCACUCGAAUCCAUCGCAAAGGGCCUGAAUGGGUUUGAGGAGUUAAGGAAAUACAUCAAGCAAGGCUGUGAAUUCUGUAAAGAUGUCUCCAUCAUACUAGCAGAGAGGGCAGAGUUAGAGAGCACAUACGCAAAAGGGUUAGCUAAACUUGCCGCCAAACUAAGUAAAUCUUCCAGCAAUACUAUAGGAACUUUGUCCAAUGGAUGGAAAGCGGUUUCAGUUACAAUGGAGCAGGAGGCAGAAUUACACAAAAAUUUAUCGACGGCCCUCCAGGAAGAAAUUAGUAAACCUAUUAAACACCUGAUGGAAGCCCAGCACAAAGCCAGGAAACCUAUUGAGGUUGCUGUAGACAAAAGCCUAAAGACUUUGACGGACAGAAGAGCUGAGGAAUAUAAGGCUAAAAGAGGAGCAUACUCUGUUGCUAAGGAUCGAGAAAAAGGGGAGGAAACUCUGUCAGAUGCUCGUGCAGGGAAAGGAAAAUACUCUGAGAAGGAGUUAGCCAAGCUGGAUAAGAAAUGUGAACAAGUAGCCAAAUUGUUACGGAAAGCAGAUAAAGAUUACUGUGAAUUAUGUGAGAAAGCGGAAGCUGCUCGACAGGAAUGGGACUUCUCUGUGUGUAAAGGAAGUGCACAGCUACAGACAUUAGAGGAGGAGAGAAUCAAUAAGAUGUCCGAGUAUCUUAACCAUUACAACAGUCACAUUUCUGUGUUGGGACCAAGACUAACCCAGAGUUGUGACCGUCUUCAUGAAGCCGUGAUUUCCGUUGACCUUCAGUCUGACCUUAAAACAAUCGUCCAACAGAAAGGAUCAGUGAUGACUACACCGGAACAGAUCCUUCUUGACUGUUACUCAGAAGAUAUGCAGUUUAGCAUGAAAGCUGAGCGAAGAAAAAAUUCUCUACAAAAUUACCUGUUAUAUCUGCGGCAAGCAAUAGAGAGGGAACGGAAAGGAAGAGAAGGUGUGGAAAAAUUGGUCGAAGUGUACAAACAGCGACCUAAUUUUGCUGAUCAGGAUGCUCAAGAUGAUGCCAGGCAAAGAUUAUCACAGGUGACGUUUACAAUGAAUUUUCUUGAAGCUAGUCAUUUUAAGAUGGCGUCAACACUUGCCAAGCUGGAGGGACAACAGAAACUUACCCAUAAGUUUGCCCAGUACAUAGAAACGGCUCGUGAUAAACAGAGUAUCAACAUCAGUACCCUCCGGCUGCCCAUGAAUUUGGCUGUGGAGGGUAGCUCUGGGUAUGAUGUUACAUCAGUAACUGUGGGCGCUCUGGCAAGUCAAGGAGGGGAUACAUACGAAGAUUUUGAUGAUGAUGAGUUUGAUGAAAUUGGGGAGACGCAUGUGAUUGGUCGAUGUAAGGUUAUGUACGAGUACAGUCCAUCACAGAAUGACGAAUUACCAAUUCAGCCAGGGGACUUGAUAAACAUCUAUGAGAAACAGCCAGAUGGUUGGUGGCAGGGAGAAUUACGAGGACGUGUUGGAAUUUUCCCUGCCACAUACGUGGCGGAGGUGUGACCAGGGCACACUCUGACAGUUGUGACAGAGAUCUGACAUCCUUGACAUUACAAUUGGGGUCAGACUCCUGGAGAUAAGAUAGUUAUAACCAGGAGAAUAAAAUAUUUGAACACUUGUGAAUUAAUUUACUGAAUUUUAUGAGAUGAAAAUCUGAUAUGUUGGGUAAAAAAAAAGGAUAGAUGUUGGCAAAAUAUGUAGAAGCAGAUAAAAUAACUGAUCCAGUCAAGGAUUUAGGUCUCGUGUUCCUGGUAAUAAACAGAUAUGAACCUUGGAACUGAACGGUUUCUACCCCUGGGUAUGCAGGUCUGAUCCCAAGAGGCUCUAGAAUUGACACUUUCUUGCGGAAAUGUUUCUAAACAUCUUUGAACUACUACUCAAUGGAUUAGUUCUGACCGGUAUGGAUGAAGAAGACACAUGUAGUGCUACACAUCCAAUGAGUGUGUUUUGUCUGAUGAAUGUUAAAAUGAAAUACAAUUCACUAUGUUCUGUCUAUUGUAUAAACCACAUGAUAUUACAUGGUUCAUUGUAAACUUCUAUACUUUGUUUUGUAUUGUGUUGUAAAUUUAAAACAGUAUUUUCCUUUGUGUUUUUCUGAAAGGUUAUGGACAAUUUUUUUUUUUCUGUAUACUCUAUGAAACCAAUGAUUUUUGAACAUUUGUAUCUUUAAUUCUAUACACUAUUUAAUAGAAAAUGUGAUUUUUGGCUAAGUUUAAGUUUGUUGAAAGGUAACAAUUUCAAUUUAUUAUCCUUAUUAUUAAGGUUAUAUCCUGUAAAGUUUAUGCUAUAAAAUUGAUCUGCAUAAAACAUUUCAAAUUAAAAUUUGAGCAGUUUUUCUGUAAAAUGGUAUACCUGAUGGUUGUUCUAUAAAGGGUUCUUGUCAGUCAAGUGGGAGAGUUCCCUCCCUUUGUAUUUAUAUUGAGAAGGAACAAUACAUUCUUGAGACAAAUUAGUGUUGACACCUGAUUUGACCUUGUAUCUUGUGACUGAAGAGGUUUAUUUUUCUGAAGAAACACAUUGAUGGUUGUAGCUUUGUUUAUGAUAUAACUAUAUAUUGCUUUAAAACUUUCCUGACUAUUGGUCAAUAUUUGCAAUAGGCUGAGAUGAAAAGUAAAAGAUCUAAUAUUUCAAAUACUAUUUACAGAUUGCAGGGCUGUGAUCUCUUCCUUAACUACAGAGAUUUUUGUCAGAUUUUAUGUAAAAGGAAUUAAUUUUUGAAAUUGAUAUGGUUGAAUAUUUUCGUCUUGGCUUUCUUCAUUCAGGUAUUUUUUUCAAUGUCUUGUCAUCAAACAUUUAUCUAAAAUUGUGUUACGAACAUAACUCUGUCAUUUAUUUGACCUGGCGUUGUGUCACUGACUUUGAGUCUGUAAUUUCAGGAUCCUUGUUAAGAUGUUAGUGUUUGGAGAAAUUGAAGACCAUCUUUAUGUACAUAUCCAAGAAAUCUAUGCAGACAUGCUGCAAAAUGUAUGUUACCAAUGUUUGAAUUUUAAUGGACUGCCAUUCUGUUCAUCAUAAACCUUAUUCUAUUGUGACAUAAUUAUCAAGAUAUAUGCUGAGGUAUCAGUGCUCCUGUCAUUUAAACAGCGUUGUAGUAAAUAGAGUAGUUGUUACAGUUGAUCAAUUGUGUUGUCAUUUUAUGAAAGUAACAAACAUUCUAUUUCAUUAGAAUGUAUGUAUUUAUAGAUGAGUAUUAAACAAUUGAUAUUGUCUGUAGUUAUUUUUUACUCUAGGUUUACAAAACAAUUUUGUUAACCUCGUUGAAAGUCCAUAAUUGUUAAUUAUCUAAACAUCACAUCCAUAUAAUCACAACAUAUCACAGAAAUAACUUGACAAACACUAGAAGUUCACUCCACCUGUACUCUUUUGGAAAAGUAAAGUACUUAUUUGUGCAUCGCAUCAUGAAUGACUUAAAGAUGAAUGUUAAAAGAAAGUUACAUGUUCUCACUGUUAUAUUCUGAAUGUUUUGAAAACAAGUUCAUUGCUACAUAUUCCUUGUAUAUUGCAAUGUCAAAUAAUGUGUUAUGUAUGCAAAAAUGUUUUAUAUUUCAUACCCAAAUUAAAGUAGAAACUAAAAAAAAAAAAUUAUAAACAUUUAUUGAAGGAUGUAUGCUCUCUUACAUUACCAUGUCUCUCCUUUCCAAAAGAUACAACACAAGGGAUAAAUCCAUCAGAUAUGAAAGGCAGAUGACAAAUUUAUCUUACAUUUGAAAUCAACAUACAAAAAAAUGGUGAAGGUCUAUAGUAAAAAUCUGAGAUAGAUGAAAAGGAAUUCCUUGUGUGAAGAAGCAUACAUUUUAAAGUCUUGUAUAGAUGUCAAUUAAAUUUAAUAGAUUAGAUGAUGAACUUCAUAUUCUGAAAUGAAAGAAAGGUAAUAAUAUUUAGAAAAUGAUCUGAUAUUAAAUGAUUGGUUGUAUAAGUGUAUUUUGGUUAACUCAUUUAUUGAAUGGGAUUGAGGUCAUCAACUGUUCUUUUGGACCAGUAGACCAAUCUGUGGAACUGUUUCAUUGUCCAAUGUACUCAUAAAAUGACAGAGUAACCUCCCUUCCCUCAGAAUAGUCACCGCUAUUUAUGCUAUGACAUUGUUAUAACAGAAAAAGGGUACAGAUUUUGAUAGCAAUUCUUAUUCUUACUGCCAGUAGUUGAAAGGAUGAUAAAAAUUCAAUUUUGUAAAGCUAACUUUUUAAAAUUUCAUUUUAACUGCAUUACCUGGUAUAGGUAUCUGAAUAUAAACGGUUCUUUAAGUCAAGAAUUAGUUUAUAUUGAUAUUUUUUGUUAAGUAACAUAAGAUCAUAACUGUCUCAUUAAAGAAAAAUGAGAGCUUUACAAUGAGUAUUUUUUUGAAUUGCUGGGUAAAUUUAGUUGUGGUACAUGUAUUAACAUGGUAGAUAUUUUAGAUAACUUUCUAGAAUUGCUCAUGGUAUUACUUCAGAAUUUUUAUCUUCUGAAAGUUAGAAAGGUCUUUUUUCUCUUUCAUUUUGAAGUGUUUUCACUCAUUCUCAUAAUUCUUAAAACUGUUCUCGUUAGUUUGUAAAAUUCUGUGAAGACUGUCCAUUUCACAUAAAAACAGAAUGGUUUUUGUCAGACAUUUGUUGUCGUUUAAAUGUAAUACUGUGUUAAUAUGAUUAUAGCUUUAUGUUAUUAUUUUAUAUUAAAAUGAAAUUCCAAACCUC